GGAGCUAUAUAGUGCUCUAGUCGGGUCGGUGCUCGGUCGGCUUGUUCGACUCGAAAAACAAUUGAAAUUCAUAAACUUAUUGCAGUUUUAUUAUUUAUUCAUUAUUUCAGUUAAAACCUAAAUAUACGUGGAAGUAAAUUGUCAAUUAAUUAGGUUUGUAGAUUUGGUAUUCGGCUUCUGAUUUUGACUUCGUCGUUGUCGCCGUUUAAAGCCGCCAAACCAUUUUCGUUUUCGUCGUCUCAAGAACAUGGCGCCGUGCAUGAGCUUCGAACGCGCGAUUUUGUAGCUGAGCGUUGCAACUCGUCGACUAUUGGGAAGUUAGCGAUAUUAGACGUGCCCCACUGCCACAACAGCAUGGCGCCGCCACGCAACAACGUGAGACGAAGCCACCAUCCGAAGAAGGGUCUCUUCUUUUCGAAACAUCUGCGAGCGACUUACACCAAUAUCAUGAACGACCUCCGCAACUUCAGCCCCCAGAAGUUCAUCAACGACCCAAACGUUCUCUACUUGGCAAUUCCUUUCCUUCUCAUCAUGGAGUUCGUGCUCAACAUUGUAGUCAUUGACAAAGUGCCUUACACAGAGAUUGACUGGAAAGCCUACAUGCAAGAAGUCGAAGGCGUACUUAAUGGAACAUUCAAUUAUGCGGAGCUGAAAGGCGACACUGGGCCCCUCGUGUAUCCAGCAGGGUUUGUGUACAUCUUUGCUGCUCUCUACUAUGUGACAGGCCAAGGAGUCAACAUUAAGCUGGCCCAGUACAUCUUUUCUGGCCUCUACCUGUUCACCCUGUGCCUUGUGUUCAGCCUCUACAACAAGACACGAAAGGUUCCGCCUUACGUGCUGGUGCUCAUGUGCUGUACCUCGUACCGCAUCCACUCCAUUUACGUGCUGCGCCUGUUCAACGACCCUGUUGCCAUGGCCCUGCUCUACGCAGCCCUGGUGUUCUUCGUCCGGUGCCGGUGGCUGGUGGGCUGCGUCCUCUACAGCUUGGCUGUAUCAGUCAAGAUGAACAUCCUGCUGUUUGCCCCGGCCCUCUUUGUUGCGUUGCUGUCCACGCAAGGUCUCUUCAAGACCUUUCUGCUCAUCGCAACCUGUGGGCUCAUACAGGUGGGGCUGGGCCUCCCCUUCCUACUGAGCCACCCGGUUUCGUACCUGAAGGGAGCUUUUGACCUGGGCCGCAUCUUCCUCUUUGAGUGGACGGUCAACUGGCGCUUCCUGCCGGAGGAGGUCUUUGUGGACCGCCGGUUCCACCUAGCACUCCUGGCCCUGCACCUAGUCGCCAUUGCCUGCUUCCUGCCCAAGUGGAUCAAGUACCUGAAGCUAACACCAUGGAACACAAACAAGGGGAAAGUGCUGGUCAUGUUUCCAGAUCAGAUUCUCCUGCCCCUGUUUACGUGCAAUUUCCUAGGGAUGGUGUUCAGCAGGUCGCUGCACUACCAGUUCUAUGUGUGGUACUACCAUUCCUUGCCAUACCUGUUGUGGUCCACCAAUUUGGCACCCAUCACAAAGCUUUUCUUGUGGGGCCUGAUAGAGCUGUCCUGGAACACCUUUCCAUCGACCAACUGGAGCAGCGGCCUCCUUCACUGUUCUCACCUGUUGCUUAUGGUGAAUCUGUGGAGGCACUGGCCUCGUGAACCCAGCAUACCAAUAAAAACCAAAGGAGCAUGAUUGGUU
Molecule: messenger RNA, 1671 nt
Organism: Ixodes scapularis (black-legged tick)
Lineage: Eukaryota; Metazoa; Arthropoda; Arachnida; Ixodida; Ixodidae
Gene: Alg3
Product: lethal(2)neighbour of Tid protein
Exons: 9
Coding region: 355-1665 (436 amino acids)
Cellular component (GO): endoplasmic reticulum
Molecular function (GO): dol-P-Man:Man(5)GlcNAc(2)-PP-Dol alpha-1,3-mannosyltransferase activity
Source: RefSeq, a predicted model, not a curated record